AUGCCUGCUCGCGGGCUUGAGUCGUUGCGUGCCACUAAUAAUGGUGCGUUAUGGUCGGUGCGCGUAGCUGACCCUGAGCUGGAGCAGCUCAAGCCGGAUGUGCUCGCCAACGAGAACUUCGCGAACUUGUCCGUCCAACAGAACGAGAACUUCGCGAACUUGUCCGUUCAACAGAACGAGAACUUCGCGAACUUGUCCGUCCAACAGAACGAGAACUUCGCGAACUUGUCCGUUCAACAGAACGAGAACUUCGCGAACUUGUCCGUCCAACAGAACGAGAACUUCGCGAACUUGUCCGUUCAACAGAACGAGAACUUCGCGAACUUGUCCGUCCAACAGAACGAGAACUUCGCGAACUUGUCCGUUCAACAGAACGAGAACUUCGCGAACUUGUCCGUCCAACAGAACGAGAACUUCGCGAACUUGUCCGUUCAACAGAACGAGAACUUCGCGAACUUGUCCGUCCAACAGAACGAGAACUUCGCGAACUUGUCCGUUCAACAGAACGAGAACUUCGCGAACUUGUCCGUCCAACAGAACGAGAACUUCGCGAACUUGUCCGUUCAACAGAACGAGAACUUCGCGAACUUGUCCGUCCAACAGAACGAGAACUUCGCGAACUUGUCCGUUCAACAGAACGAGAACUUCGCGAACUUGUCCGUCCAACAGAACGAGAACUUCGCGAACUUGUCCGUUCAACAGAACGAGAACUUCGCGAACUUGUCCGUCCAACAGAACGAGAACUUCGCGAACUUGUCCGUUCAACAGAACGAGAACUUCGCGAACUUGUCCGUCCAACAGAACGAGAACUUCGCGAACUUGUCCGUUCAACAGAACGAGAACUUCGCGAACUUGUCCGUCCAACAGAACGAGAACUUCGCGAACUUGUCCGUCCAACAGAACGAGAACUUCGCGAACUUGUCCGUCCAACAGAACGAGAACUUCGCGAACUUGUCCGCCCACUCCCUAGGCUUCUUUACGAUGCUGGUGCGCACCAUCGUCAUGUCGACGGGCGAGUUCGAGUAUUCGUCCUUCAGCGAAGAGUUGAUGAAGGAUGGCACGAUCUACUCCAUAUCAUCCGUCAUCAUGUUCCUAUUAUUUAUUUUUUUCGUCUUCCUCGUCCUAAUGAACGUCAUGACGGGUCUCGCCGUCAUUGAUGUUAAGGAAAUCAAGGAAGACGCGAUGUUCUACUCCCUCAAGUCGCGACUCGAGCUCGUGUACCUCCUCGAGUUCUUGUACCUCAUCGAGCAGCUGUUAUGUGUAUAA
Hyalella azteca is the source of this 1266-nucleotide messenger RNA. Its product is annotated as dr1-associated corepressor homolog. Bases 1 to 1266 code for a protein of 421 amino acids. The transcript has 3 exons. NCBI's taxonomy places the organism in Eukaryota, Metazoa, Arthropoda, Malacostraca, Amphipoda, Hyalellidae. The record is from RefSeq and is a predicted model, not a curated record.